Cladocopium goreaui is the source of this 3808-nucleotide messenger RNA. The record is from the annotation of a GenBank genome assembly. NCBI's taxonomy places the organism in Eukaryota, Dinophyceae, Suessiales, Symbiodiniaceae.
GUCCUUCCAUUUGCCGCGGCCAUUGUUGCCCAAAGGGGCCCCUUGCAGCCACCGUGGCGUUGUGACCGGAAAAUGGCCGUCGUGUUGGCCUUGCUAUGAGUUUGCCGGCAGUCGGCAUCACAUUUCGAUUGAGGAUAGGCGACCCAAUGAGCCGAUUGCGCAGUUUCUGGUGCGCGAAGCUCUUGGGUUCGAGGAGUUUCAAGAGGCCUUGCUGCAAUUGAAGGAGGAACGUGAUGGUUUGGACCCAUCACAACGACAAUUCGAUCUUCCUGAGAUCACUGGCCUAAGUGCAGGCAGUUCUGGAGCCCCAGCACAGGACCAUGAGCCUUGGUGGAAUGGUCGUUGGGGUGAAUGGCGUGGUGUGAUUCACGGAGAUGAUGAAGAUGAUGAUGAACCCGUGCAGGGUGAUGCAGGUCCUUCUCAGCGGCCUGAUGGAUAUGCCGAAGUGCCUCAAACAUCUGACCCUGGUUCUCCAGUGAUUGGCCCUUCUGAACAAGCAAGACGACAGAACAUGGAUGGCUCACCAACUCAGAGCCCUAGUCGAAAAGUUGCCACUCACCGGAAACCACAUGGUGCUGAGGAUGUUUUGAGCCCCAUGGACAGUUUUAUUUUGGAUGUGAUGCGAGGAGUUGGAAAACAUUUAUCCCAAGCUGAACUUGAUGCGUAUUUGUUGAAGGGCAAAGGCAAGGGCAAAUUCAAGGGUCUUCAUGCAGUAAGUUGGGACGAUGGUUGGUAUGGGGAUAGCUAUGAAAACUAUGGCAUGUUCAAGGGCAAGGGCAAAUAUGGUAAGAACGUCAAGGGCAAGUACAAACCCUCCUUGAACACCUAUGUCAUGGACUAUGACUACCAUUCUGCCUACUGUUUGGAGCUUUUCCCAUUAGAGUUGCUUUCAACAUCACAACCUUCCACUACGGGUCCUCAACGUUCAGUUCCCCUUGGGUUUGGUAUGUUGGAUUGUGGUGCAACUGCUUCAGCGGGACCAGAGUCAUCCGCAAAGCUGCUGAUUUCCAAGUUGCGUGAAAUCGAUCCUCAAAUUGGUGUUCAUUUGGAUGAUUCUCGAAGACCUUAUUUUAGGUAUGGUUCUGGCCAAUGGGGACAAUCACUAUACCAUCUGACCUUGGUUUCAGCGAAAAAUCCUGCAAGAACUUUUGAGAUGUAUACCUUGCCUGACCCCGAUGGUUUUGUCUACGGUUGGUCUUCACCUUCACAACUGGUACCCAUUCUUGUUGGCAUGGAUCAUUUACAAAAGAUCGGUUUGGUUUUGGAUUUUUCUGAUGGAUUUGCACUACAUGGUGCUGAACCUGAAGCUGAACCCUAUUGCCUGCACAAGAACCCCAAGGGUCACUUCAUGAUUGACUUGGUGUACUACCUGUGUGGUGUGAUCUCCGAUGCCGAGGCCAUUGACACCUUUGCGGCAACCAUGGAUGGCGCUUCGCCUCAAUCUUCAGGACAGGGAUCCUGGCCGUGGUUGGAAUUGGGUCCAAUGGAGUUGAUGGCAGUUUCUCAUGCACAAGCUUCAGAUUCACAACAUGCAAGCAAGUCCGUGGCAGCUCCAAAGAGCCCUUCGUUGCCUCUCGAGCACGACCGAGCUCUACCAGCAGAUCCUCGAGAUCCUCGCAGCCAAUCAACAUGGCCUUGCAACGGCUCUCACGAGCACAAGACCAAUGGCGGCAACGCUUCGGGCACUUGGUCGGAUUGUGCAACAUGCGGCCUGAGGCUGAGCUAUAUUCCUCGACAAGGUACUCCAGCAAAGUACAUGACCCAGAAUGCCCCGGAGGUCAUCACCAAUGCUCUGAAGAUGCUGAAGGAGCACUUGACCGAGGACCAAAAGCCCAAUGCCAGCAUGGUGAAGACUUGCAUCAGGCUGGUGGAAUCUUCGAUGGCGAUGGAAGCGCGCAAGGCCAAGCUGACCUUGAUGGAGGCCCACCACCAAAGCCUCAAAGCUCACCUCCAGCUGCUCCUUGCCGCGCCAGUGACCCAGCUAUGCGAGGAGGAUCAGAACGAGGCCCAGAGUCUGCUGUCAAUGCUGACCGGAGACGAAAUUGCCAGGCUGAGAGAGAUUGCUGCAGAACGAGUUCAAGUGUUUCCCAUGUCUCCGCCCGACUCCGAGGACGACCACGAGCCUGAGGAUGCGUCCUUAGCUGAGGACUUUGAGCUUUUGCACUUUGUCGAGUCGAAGAUGAUUGGACUUCGAGCUUCCCGCAUCAACCUUCACCAAGGCUAUGACUUGUACCAGCCUUCGACCUAUGAUGAGUAUGACCUUCGCUCUCAGCUUGGACUUUUGCUGCAGAAGCGAUGGACAAUUGCCACAAGCUCCAACAGCUUCUUCCAGACCUACCGCAACAAGACCUGCGUGGGCAACCAUGACCACGACUAUGUGCAGGGAUUGGAGACCAGCCGCAGUGCGUACUACCCUUGGAAGAUGUGCAAGUCCAUUGCACAACACUGGCGCCGAGAACUUUAUCCUGAAAAGUGGCUUCAUCGACUUCACUCUCCAUUACCUCUUCACCUCAACAUGGCUGAGCAAGAACACACCUUGCGGUUGGACUUGAUGCCGCAGAUGCUCCAAGAUGAACAACCUUCAGCACAAGAUCUUCGCACUUGGCAACUUCAACUUCUGAAGUACCACAAGGUCAUCCAUGUGGUGAGAGAGUAUGGCAUCAACCAACAACAAACUGAAUCAGCCCAAGAAGUACUGGAUGGACUUUAUCAGUGCUGGCUGAAAGACAAACCCAAAAUGAAGAUCUUGGUGCCUGACAAUGCCCUCACUAUGAGAGGUGACCUGAUGCGCUCAUUUCUUUCUGACGUGGGCAUCCAACUGGAAGUGCCACCCGUGAAGGAGAGUUGGAGUCAUGGCAUUAUGGAGCGAUGUGUCCAAGAGAUCAAAACGGUUGCCUCCAAACUGACCUUGUCUCAUCCUGAGAUGUCUGUUCAGAAUGUGUUGGCCCUGACCACAAUGGCUUUGAACUCAACUGAAACGGUGCAUCCUGCUCAAUGGCAGAGCUUAGCUGAUAUGAUCCCAAACCGUUCCUACAUCGAUGUCACCAACGAGGAGCCUGACGAGAACGAGGAAGAGGGUCCACAUCUUCCCCUUCAACCUGAUGCUGACACCAUGAAAAUGCCUGAGUAUGUGCCCAAAACGCGACACACCACGAAGUCUGGACUCAAGUGGCAUCAAGUUUUACUACCACCUGCUGAGCCCAUGCCUUCCAUUUUGGAAGAAUUGCCACCAGUGCCACCUGACACUGCACUGGAUGAAAACGAUGUGGUUCCAUCACCUUCUACUCCAGCUGAUGAUCCUUUGAAUGACUAUGGCGAUCCCACAUACGUUCCUGAUAGCGAUGAAGAUGUUGGCAACACUGGCAUAGGCAGUGGCCGUGGUGAUAGUGAUGCUCCUGAUGAUGGCCUUUCUCAACAACAACCUCUUCUACAAUCCCGAGCUUCUUCUGACAAAUCACCUCCUUCAAAUGAGCCUGAAUCCAAAAGACAGCGUGUUGAAGAUGAAGAACAAGCACUCUACAACUGUUUUAUGGAAGUGGAGGAGUGCUACAUGCUUUCUGUAGAGUUGGAUGUGACCUCUCAACGCCAAAAACAACAGUUUGUCAAACAUCCAAGCCUCUUUUUGGCACAAAAGAUGCGAGAUUGCGAAGUCAGGUUGACCCGACUGAAACCUGAACAUCGCGAACUUUUCGACCGUGCCAAGACCAAGGUCCUUCCAUUUGCCGCGGCCAUUGUUGCCCAAAGGGGCCCCUUGCAGCCACUGUGGCGUUGUGACCGGAAAAUGGCCGUCGUGUUGGCCUUGCUAUGA